Molecule: messenger RNA, 579 nt
Organism: Aspergillus pseudotamarii
Lineage: Eukaryota; Fungi; Ascomycota; Eurotiomycetes; Eurotiales; Aspergillaceae
Product: tRNA ligase
Exons: 1
Coding region: 1-579 (192 amino acids)
Biological process (GO): tRNA splicing, via endonucleolytic cleavage and ligation
Cellular component (GO): nuclear inner membrane
Molecular function (GO): RNA ligase (ATP) activity; ATP binding
Source: RefSeq, a predicted model, not a curated record
AUGUCUUCAUCAAAAGGAGACCAAAAAGACCUGUCUGAUCAAGUGGUAUAUUUCUCUUUGCGCCUUUCGUCUCCCGUAGCAUUUGCCUCCGCUGUCGACAGGGCAUUUGCAGAUGCGGACUCAGAUGAAGCCCAAUUCUACCGAUAUCUAAAGCAAAACAAUCGAAUCCAGUCCGAAUUCCACGUCACUCUUAUUCAUGUCAAUGAUCGCACUACACAUCCUGAAAUCUGGGAAAAGUACAAGGCCAAAUUUAAAGAUACUCUCAGUCGAGAGAACAGCGGAGACGGCACCUCUACGCUAGGUUCCGGGGAAGUCCUCGCUGAUCAAGUUGUCUGGGACCAGGGGAUUAUGGCUCUCGCUGUUAGGGCGACUGGCGGAGACGGAGAACCCCUCCCCUGUGCGAAUGCAAAUGCGCACAUCACGAUUGGAACCGCAAAUGAUUCAAUCAAGGCGUUCGAGAGCAAUGACCUUUUGCAGCGGUGGAAGGAAGGGGAUCAAUCAAAGGGCUCGAUCCGCUGUAAAGAAUUCCCGAAGGGAUGUACGUUCGAGGGUUCUGUCCGGGCGAAUUUUGCUGGGUGA